ACUCUCCGCCCACGAGCACAUCGAACGGUCAUCGGAGAGCUGAAGACUCAAGACUCAUGAGCGCAUCCUUUACCUGUCUAUUCAAAAUGUGGACAUUUAGGAGACACACAUUAGAAAAAGUGGGGGAAAACUGAUGUCCAAAAAUGCAAACUCGAAUUAGUUCUUUAAAAAUGGGAUUUUACGUAACAUUAAGCAGGGUCACCAACUGCUUCAACCAAAGAGCAACUUGAACAGGAUUUCUGGCUGAAUCUGUUGCCCUAAAUCUGUUGGACUGCUAAAUAUUGUGGCUUCACAGCACUGGAUGCCUAGAAAAGGCAAAGAAAAAAAUGGCGAAGAUUUGCACAGAGCAAUCGUUCCCAUCGGGACACAAGCCCUCGGUCCGAGCCUGUAAAGAUGACCUGGAUCAGACUGAAAAUGGCAUAAACAGGGCAAAUUCUCUAUGUGAGGACACCUCCUCUGAUAUGCAGGGGAUCAUUUCUACUGGAACCAGCCAGCUACAGGAGUCCAGGAGAAGCUCUUUCACGGGUGCUGGGGCAAUGGCAAGGCUAACCCAAUUUCUGGUAAUGCUGAGGAACUGGGCUUCACACAGGCUUCACAGAGAGGUUGAGCGUCCCGACUCCUUCUUGGAGCGAUUCCGUGGACCUGACCUCAAAGACUUAUCUAGCCGAGGAAGUAAUGCCCGAUCCUCUAUAGGCCUACCUGACAAGCCUCAUAAGAGGAAAAAAUCCAGUCAUUGGCCUCUGGCAGUUUACAAUAUGAACAACUGCAACAACACAGAUGACAAAAAGGAGGACAAAAAGGAAGAACUAAAAAAAGAUGAGAAAAAGGAUGAAGACAAAAAGGAAGAGAAAAAAGAUGAGAAGGAAGAGAAAAAAGAUGAGAAAAAAGAUGAAAAAAAGGAUGAGAAAAAGGACGAAAAGAAGGAUGAUAAGAAAGAUGAUAAAAAGAAAGAUGCUCCUCCUCCACUGAAAGAAGUGUGGAUCAUGGACCCAGCCUCAGACAAGUAUUACAGAUGGCUUACAGUCAUUGCAGGCCCAGUGUUUUACAACCUGAUGAUGCUGGUGACAAGGGCCUGUUUUAACGAGCUUCAGAACUCUUUCACAAUGCUUUGGAUCGUCCUGGACUAUACGUCAGAUGUAAUCUACUACAUGGACACAUUUGUCAGAGCAAGAACAGGGUUCCUGGAGCAGGGUCUUCUUGUCAAAGAUGGCAAGAAGUUGAUGGAUCAUUACAAGACAAUCCCACAGUUCAAAUACGACAUGAUCUCAAUGAUCCCGACAGAUUUGUUUAUGCUGAAAGUGGGAUUCAACAACCCUGAACUUCGCUUCAACCGCCUCUUCAAAAUGGCACGUCUCUUCGAGUUCUUUGACCGCACAGAAACACGAACGAACUUUCCGAACAUUUUCCGUAUCAGCAACCUCGUACUUUACAUCUUGAUUAUUAUUCACUGGAACGCUUGCAUUUUCUUCGCCAUUUCAAAAACGAUAGGUUUUGGAACCGACACGUGGGUAUAUCCUAACAUCAGUCACCCUGAAUACGGGCGAUUGGCCAGAAAAUACAUCUACUGUCUGUACUGGUCCACUCUCACUCUCACCACCAUUGGAGAAACGCCACCUCCCGUUAAAGACAUUGAAUACUUGUUUGUCGUUAUGGACUUCCUCAUUGGAGUGUUGAUUUUCGCUACCAUCGUCGGUAACGUCGGCGCCAUGAUCUCCAACAUGAACGCUUCUCGUGCUGAAUUUCAGGCUAAGAUCGACUCCAUCAAGCAGUACAUGCAGUUCCGUAAGGUCAGCAAAGACCUGGAGGCCAGGGUCAUCAAAUGGUUCGACUACCUUUGGACGGAGAAGAAAACUUGCGAUGAGAAGGAAGUCUUAAAGAAUCUCCCAGACAAGCUCAAGGCUGAGAUAGCCAUCAAUGUCCAUUUAGACACGCUGAAGAAGGUGCGAAUCUUCCAGGAUUGUGAAGCGGGACUUCUUAUAGAGUUGGUGUUGAAGUUGCAACCUCAGGUGUUCAGUCCUGGAGAUUACAUAUGCAAGAAAGGCGACAUCGGCCGAGAAAUGUACAUCAUCAAAGAAGGAAAGCUUGCCGUAGUGGCCGAUGAUGGGGUCACGCAGUUUGUGGUGCUCAGUGACGGCGCUUACUUCGGAGAAAUUAGCAUCCUCGGAAUCAAAGGCAGUAAAGCCGGUAACCGAAGAACGGCAAACAUUCGUAGCGUCGGAUAUUCUGACCUCUUCGCCCUGUCUAAAGAUGAUCUCGUGGAAGCGCUUACCGAGUACCCAGAUGCCAAAAAAGCCCUGGAGGAGAAAGGAAAGGCUAUUUUAAGAAAAGACAACCUUCUUGAUGAGGCGGUGGCAAGCGCAGGUGCAGAUCCCAAAGAUCUGGGCGAGAAGAUUGAACGCUUAGAGGGCAACCUUGAAAUCAUGACUGGCAAAUUUGCCAAGCUCAUGGCAGAGUACACGUCCUACCAGGGAAAGAUCAAACAGAGGAUAACCAACAUGGAGAGCAAAGUGAAAACACUACGAGUCGAAGAUCUCUCUGAGGUUGUCGAGGACAAAAAAGAAGAAGAGAAGAAGACUAAAUAGUCAACAGCAUAGACAUUGGGGUUAAAGGGGUUUCCUUUCUAUGUACAUAUUUCUUAACAUAGUACAUUACGGUUUAAACUGUUUAUACUUAUCUAUUUAUACAUUUUACACAUGACAACAUUGUACUAAUGGAACACUUGUUCAAUAUAUGCAGUAUGGAACCACGCCGAUGGCAUACAAUGCAGGAUUUUUGUUUGUAUGCCCAUAGGAGAGAUACACUAUCGUUCAAAAGUUUAGGGUUGGCAAGAUUUAUUUGUUGCGAUUUUUUUUUAAAGAAGUCUCUUAUGCUCA
This is a messenger RNA of Pimephales promelas (fathead minnow), 2873 nucleotides long. It is a transcript of the gene cnga3a, whose product is annotated as cyclic nucleotide gated channel subunit alpha 3a. Gene Ontology annotation, biological process: monoatomic cation transmembrane transport. Gene Ontology annotation, molecular function: cGMP binding; protein-containing complex binding; intracellularly cGMP-activated cation channel activity. The record is from RefSeq and is a predicted model, not a curated record. NCBI's taxonomy places the organism in Eukaryota, Metazoa, Chordata, Actinopteri, Cypriniformes, Leuciscidae. Gene Ontology annotation, cellular component: plasma membrane; intracellular cyclic nucleotide activated cation channel complex.